Messenger RNA from Ectocarpus siliculosus, 1401 nucleotides. NCBI's taxonomy places the organism in Eukaryota, Phaeophyceae, Ectocarpales, Ectocarpaceae. The record is from the annotation of a GenBank genome assembly.
AUGCAUGUGGGAGCAGAACAGAGUCGUGGAAAACACAGCCAGCAGGAUGGUGAUGGCCAACAGCCACAAUGGCACCAUCACCGAAGUCGGCACCAGCGGAGAGCAGAACGCCGGGCGCAAGAAGGACGCACUUACGCAUCAAGAGACUCAUUGUCGUCGAUCCGGUGGCACAAGUUCGACGACCGCAACUCGGGGGGGGAGGGACGGAAGCGGGGAGAACAGACGAGCGACCUGGUGAAUCCAGCAAUCGCCAAACUCUUGACAUUACCCCGAAGAAGAAAUGACUGGAGGGAGGCUCUCCGGGUGCUUGAUGACGUUGAGCAGCAGGCAGCAGCUCGCGGAGAGGCGUCUUCGAGGUUGUGGUGCCGACAGGGGCUCUCACGGGAUGAUGGAGAGCGGGCGCGCACGAGGGUAUACAACAUCGUCAUGGACAUCCUGUCGUCGCGAAAAAGCUCGAGGUGGCAAGAGGCGUUUUUGCUGUUGGAGACUAUGCAGGAGCGCGGGGUCACUACGGAUCUUUACACGCUCAAUUCAACGCUCAAGGCUUGCGGCUCUGCUGGGCAAGUGAAACUGCUGCUCGCCCUCUUGAGAGAGAUGCGCUCCAGCAGCCGAAGUAACGACGACAGCGGCAGCAAUGACAACCAGAGGGGCGACGGGAAUGCCGCUACCUUUCUGCUGCCGGCACCGGACGUGGUUUCCUUCAACAUCGCGAUUGGGGCCUGCGCGAGGGCGGGUGAAGCAUCGCUCGCUGUAUCCUUGUUCGACGAAAUGAGAGCGGCGGCUGUCGCAGACAGCCCAACGGCGGGUGAUGGCGUGUUGGCUGUAGGUGAGGGCACCGCGCGCCCGUCUCCGGUCCCAUCACCGGACAGGUUGAGCUACAACUCCACCCUCUCAGCCUGCGGGCGUGCGGUCACCGCCGACGAUGCGGAGUGGCUGCAGAGGGCGUUGGAUAUUUUGGAGGCGAUGAGGACCGGUGAAGAUGGUGCUCCGUCCCCGGAUAUUGUUUCGUACAAGGAGGUCGUGAAUGCAUGUGGGCGGGCCGGGCGCUGGGAUCAGGCGCUGUCCUGGGUGGAUGCUGCGGUUGACGCUGGUCUGGAGCUGACGGCCUCGGUGUUUUGCGCGAUAAUAAUUGCGUUCGGCCGGGGGCGGGAGUGGCGCCGCUCCUUGUCGGUGGUCUACGACGACAUGCCGGCCUAUGAGGUUGAUCCGGACAAAUUUUGCUACAACAUGGCUCUAAGGGCGUGCGCGGAUGCGGGCCAGGUGAAGGAGGCCCUGGACAUCCUCGACCAGGAUCUUUCCGGACAAAGGGGGGUCAACGCCUUCAGCUACAGCUCCAUUAUCGACGCGCUCGCACGACAGGUGGCCUCAACCACAACCACCCAAAUUAAUCCCUUUACUUGA